Rotaria socialis is the source of this 1431-nucleotide messenger RNA. NCBI's taxonomy places the organism in Eukaryota, Metazoa, Rotifera, Eurotatoria, Philodinida, Philodinidae. The record is from the annotation of a GenBank genome assembly.
AUGCCAACGAAUCAGUCUUGUUGCAUUGAAGGUUGUAAAAAAGAACCGAAAAUUAUGUGCUUGGGAUGUCCAGAAUUACUCUAUUGUGGCUCACAUCAUAAGCAACAUCGGGAUUAUCUUAAUAUAAAAUUGCAUGGAUUAAAUGAUGAAUGCAAUCAGUUUCUCAACGAAAUCGAAACAGAAACAGGGGAUUCACAAAAAAAACAUGGUUUACUGAAAGAUAUUGACGAAUGGGAAACGAAGUCGAUUGCAAAGAUUAGACAGAUGGCACAAGAAACUAGAGAAGCAUUGGUCUCCCAUGUCGCAAACUUUAUUCCAACUGUAAAAAUCCAAAUGGCAAGUUUUAAUGCAAAAGUUAGUCAAAAUUCUGAUGAUAAUGAGUUUGUGGACACCGACAUAGCGCAAUGGACAGCAGAACUAGAAAGACUAAAAGCAACACUGAACAAUCCACCUGAUUCUACCGUUCGAGAAGACCCUACAGAAUUUAUCAGCAAGAUCUAUUUUAAAGUGAAAGUUAUAUCCAAUAUUCCUGCUAAUGCCACAUGGGCACAGAAUGGAGUGACUGUGGCUGGAGGUCACGGGAAAGGCAGUGCCACCAAUCAACUCAACCACCCUUUUUCUCUCUUCGUUGAUGACGAUCAAACAGUGGUCAUUGCUGACUGCGCGAAUCAUCGUAUCACCCAAUGGAAAAAAGACGAUUUGACGAAUGGACAAAUUGUUGCUGGUGGCAAGGGCAAAGGAAAUGGAUUAAAUCAAUUGAAUGAGCCAACCGAUGUAUUAAUUGACAAAGAGACGGAUAGUCUCAUCAUUUGUGAUAGAUGGAAUCGAAGAGUGGUACGAUGGUCUCGCCGUAGUGGCAUAACACAAGGUGAAAUACUCAUCGAUAACAUCAAUUGUUUUGGAUUAGCUAUGGAUGAUCAGAGAUAUAUUUACGUUUCUGACACUAAAAAACAUGAGGUAAGACGAUAUGAACUGGGAGAGAAGAAUGGCACUCUCGUAGCUGGUGGAAAUGGUGAAGGCACUGGUCUCAAUCAACUCAACGAGCCAAGAUAUCUUUUUGUUGAUCGACAACAGAAUGUCUACGUGUCAGACCGCAACAACCAUCGUGUAAUGAAAUGGAUUAAAGGUGCAACAGAAGGUAUUGUGGUGGCUGGCGGUCAAGGUCAGGGGGAUGCUUUGACACAAUUAAAUAGUCCCAACGGAUUAUUUGUCGAUACGUUGGGUACUCUCUAUGUGGCAGACUCGUGGAAUCAUCGUUUAAUGCGUUGGAGUCAAGGAGCAAAACAAGGCACUGUAAUUGUGAAUGGAAAUGGUAAAGGGACAGGCUCAAAUCAGUUCUACGGUCCCGUUUGUUUGACCUUCGAUCGACAUGGGAAUCUGUAUGUUGUCGAUCAUAAUAAUCAUCGUGUUCAACGAUUUUCUAUUGAAUAA